CGUCAAUUUUGGGCGACAAAAUAACUCCUCAAAACAAGCAAAAUCUCCUGAAACUGUAGUUAAAUCAACCGUUAGCGUAGCGUUUGAUAAGCAUUUAAGGGACUGUUGAGCUCCGAUUUUUCUAAAUGGUGCUGCUCUUAACGGCCUCUCUGGCCGUAACUUAAAACGAAAUAUAACGUUAACGUUACUGGAUGAUCUUUCAAAUUUCGCGCUGUUUGCUCCGCCUUUAAUGGGGUUAACUUAGCCAACUAGCCCGUUAGCUAGCCAUGUUACUGUAAACUGGGUCAACUCAAGUAAGGAGGAUAUUAUUUUGUAUUGUAAAUGUAUGCUCUGAGUUUCUUCAGACUUCUUUAAAAUGGAAGUGACGGACAUCGGAAACAAAGAAGAGGGGAAAGUCUGGCAUCGAAAACCAACACCAGGCAAAAGUGUGUUAGUGACGGUGGUCCGCAUAGCUCAGCAGGCCAAGACGGUGCGUUUCCUCCAUGUGGCCUUUGACACCACAGGAGACUCCUUCCUGGCUGGAGAUCACCAUGGCAACAUCUACGUCUUUGACAUCAGUAGGAACAGAUUUCGUCUGGUGCAGAAGACAGGACAGGCCUGCACUGCUCUGGCAUUCAGCCUUCGCAGGACCACAGAGUUCCUUGUGGCUCUGGCUGACUACACCAUCAAGUGCUUUGACAAAGACACAAAGCAACUGGUCAGUUGGAUGCGGGGUCACGAGGGAGCAGUUUCGUCCAUCUCUGUCCACAGCUCAGGCCGCUACGCCAUCAGCACGUCGUCAGACACGGCUCAGCUCUGGGACCUGGACACCUUCCAGAGAAAGAGGAAGCUCAACAUCCGACAGUCUGUUGGCAUUCAGAGGGUGUUUUUCCUGCCUCUCAGUAACACCAUCCUCAGCUGUUUCAGUGACGACUCCAUCUUUGCUUGGGAGAGUGACACGCUGAUCUGCAAAUACCAGCUCCCUGUCCCCGACUGCGGACCCAAGAUCUCCUACAAGGCCUUCGCUGUCACACGUGAUGGUAAGAGCCUUGCUGCUGGUGGGCGCUCCAACCUGCUGCACCUGUGGUGUCUGGACAGCAAACAGCUGAUCAGGGUGAUUCAGAUGCCAACGCAGGUCCGAACCGUCCGACAGCUGGAAUUCCUGCCCGACAGCUUUGACGGAGGAGCCAGCCAGACACUAGGUGUACUGAGCCAGGACGGCGUGAUGCGUUUCAUUAACAUUCACACCUGCAAGCUGCUUUUCCACAUGGGUUCUCAUGAUGACGCCAUCACCACGGCGGCGGUCAGCCCUAACGGCCGACAUGUUGUGGCCAUCAUGGACAAUGGCAGCAUCAAUGUCUACAUUGUUCAGAGUCUCACACAGGAGGUCAACAAGCCUCCUCCCUCCCAGGUGGCGGUGGUCUCUGGCGGUGGAGCUGAUGAUCAGGACUUGUCUAACCUAAAGGUCAAGGUCAGGUCCGAGGCGGUUCAGAGACCAGCCAAGAGCUUGGGUAGGCGGACACAGGUGAAGGUACUCAGACCCCCCGCUGGGUCUACAGCUGAGGAUAAAGAGAAUGAACUACCUGCCGGUCUGAAUAAGAAGAGACUGGUGGCUCUGCUCAAGGCGUUUGGAGAGUAUCCUGCUAAAUACAGGAUGUUUGUAUGGCGGUCUUUGCUGUGUCUCCCAGAGAACUAUGCGGCGUACAGCAGUCUGACUGAUAAAGGUCUGCAUUCAGCCUACCUCGCUCUGAAUGAUAAAUACCCCAUCAAAAGUCACAAGCUACAGAGGGGACUGCAGAGGGUUUUGUCUGCCUUCGCUCAUUGGGCAGCCAUCUUUGGAGAGGUGGAGUACCUUCCCCUGGUAGCCUUCCCUUUCGUCAAGCUCUUCCAGAACAACCCGAUGCUCUGCUUCGAGGUGGUGGCCACUGUCAUAGUGAAUUGGGGUCAGCAUUGGUUCGAGUACUUCCCCAACCCCCCUCUGAACAUCCUGAGCAUGGCGGAGAACGUUCUGGCUCAUCAUGACAAGGAACUGCUGCAGCACCUGGUGGACUGUGGCAUCACCUCACAGCUCUACGUGUGGCCCCUGCUGGAGACCUUGUUCUCAGAGGUUUUGACUCGCGAUGAGUGGCUCAGAGUCUUUGACAACAUCUUCUCCAACCAUCCGUCGUUCCUGCUCAUGACAUGUGUGGCCUACAUCACCUGCUGCCGUGAGCCUCUGCUGCUCUGCUCCCAGAAACAGGACUUUGAGUAUUUUUUCCACCACCGUAACAACCUGGAUUUGGGAGCCAUGAUAAAGGAAGCGUACCGGCUCAUGGGCAGCACACCAGCUGACAUCCAUCCCAGGACUAUGCUGUCUGACUUCACACCGCUGACCAAAGGCCAGUACCCCGUGUUCAACCACUACCCCCAAUUCAUAGUGGAUUACCAGAGCCGGGAGAGGGAGAAGAUACGACUGCAGGAGAUGGAGUAUCUCCGCGAGAGGCAGGAGGUGUCGGCCAUGCACGCAGAUUUUGUGCGUCGCCAAGCUAAAGAGGAGGCCUAUUAUGCACAACAGGAGCUGCUGCAGAAGGCUGAGGAACAGCGCAGAAACAUCCUGGCACAAGAAGAGGAAAAACUAACACAGCAGAGGGCAAAGUUGGCAGCCAUGAAGAGAGAGCUGAAGGUAAAGGAGUUACAGCUGCUGGACGAAACUAAAAGACGUUUCCUCAAACACCAACAGGACCUGAGAGCCUCGCAGGUCCAAAGACUAGACCAGGAGAUUAGUAGAAAGAUUGAUCUCCGGGAGCGAGAAACAGCUGCAGCAGUCCAGGAUCUAGAAGUCCGACAGAUGGAGCUGGAGGCUCAGAGGAGACGACUCGAACAGCACCUGUUUAAGGAGCAGGAGCGAAUGGGACGGGAGGUCGAGGAGGAGACCGAGGUGAGGAUGAGGAGGGCAGAACGAGAGGGUGAUAGCUACGCAGAGCUGCUACACUGCACAGAGACAAACAUGCAGGUCCUGGAGGAGUCCCUGGCAGAGGCAUGCCAGCUGGGCUUGGACUCUGACUGGCAGAGAGAGGUGGCAGAGCGCCUGCAGCAGGUCGAUGCUGAGCAGGAGAGGAAGAGGGAAAGACUGGCAGAGCUUCACAGGCAAACCCUGGCAGAGGAGGAGAGACUGGCUGACACCAUGAGAGAUGUGACAGGAAGGAAGUGGGAUGAAGUGAUGAGUUCCAGAGCCCAGUUACAGGAGCAGCAGCCGCCCCGGUCUACAGCAGACCAAGACGGCCAGAGACAGACGGGGGUAAGAUCCCUGUGUUCGACCAGAGGACUUCCUCCUAGAGGCAGUGCCACCACUGCUGUUAAUGUUGGAAGCAGAGCUGCAGGUCCAGCAGUCAGACGCAACCUUGCCACCAGCCCAAAGCAGGCAGGAACCAACCUGGUGUGUCUGAACAGCAGCUCACCUUCAGAGAGCACAGCCACCAACUUUUCCCUGGACCGAGGCCGGGCCCAGCUGGACAGCAGCGAGAGACAACUGCUGAAGGAAGUCAGAGAACUGAGACAGAAGCUGGCGGCCAGAGCCAGAGAGGGCAGCUCUGCCUCCUCACAGUCUGUCCUCACACUGUCCUCUGUCUCGCCGUGACCACAAACUGCUCUCUCGUCUUCAUAGUGUCACAAAAACAUAUUCUUGCCUUAAGCGAGCAACAGAUACAAUGACUCAGACUCUGUUUACCAGUUUCCAAGUGCUUAUAUACCAUCCUUUAAACUACACAUUAUUAACGCAAAUAGAGUCAAACAUGUUGACUGCGCAUCAUUAACCACUAUCUCAUGAACACCCGUGUCUUCCGUUUUUAAGAAGACGCUCUCUGGUUCCCUGUGAGGACAGAAACGGGUGCUCUGAUGUUGCCUCAUGUGAUGUGCACGAUUGUUGAGCUUUUGUCACCACUCUAGGAUCCCAAGUUGACCAUCAUUCAUGGCUGGGUUCUCUGAUAAUAUUCCUGCAAGCAACGGCAGUUUCAUCCAUUUUAACUCAAGUCUGUCUAUGGCCACUCCAGAAACACACAGUCCUAUAUAACUGGUGAUAGUUGUGACCACAGUUACAAACUGAUGCAGCGUACAAUACUGUCGGUACCAUGUCUAACUCGGCUAACUGUACGUGAAACAUCUGUUAGUUCUAUAGCGUCUGCAGUUUAACAUCUUGUUAUACAAACUAUUAUACCUCUGAAUUUGUUAUCAUACCACAUUCCAUUUAAUGUUCAGUUGUACACUUUAUAUUCAUGGUUGUCAUUUUUUUUUAAAUAUUUGCGCUGGUGCUCCAUUUAGAUUUUUUUUAUUUCAAUACAAUUUUGUGUGAUUUGUCUUAUUUAAAACCUGGUUUGGAUAAAAUGUUUUUAAAAAA
Molecule: messenger RNA, 4351 nt
Organism: Sander lucioperca (pikeperch)
Lineage: Eukaryota; Metazoa; Chordata; Actinopteri; Perciformes; Percidae
Gene: tbc1d31
Product: TBC1 domain family, member 31
Exons: 23
Coding region: 356-3595 (1079 amino acids)
Cellular component (GO): centrosome
Molecular function (GO): protein binding
Source: RefSeq, a predicted model, not a curated record